AUGCCGGCAGACACCUCUUCGGCGUGCUAUGUGAUCUUGAGUGAGGCGGCCAAGUUUGAAUGCACAUUGUUCGAGUUCUUUGCUGUUCUUGCGUCGCACAUUUUCGCGUUCAGUUGCACGGGUUUGUUGCUGCGUUUUGUUUUACUCGAAACGCAGAAGACCCCAGUUGACUUCUCUGCAGUUGUCAGCAGUGAGAGUUGCGACCUCAAUCUGGCGGUUGUAUGCGUCGCGGUCUUUGUUCUAGAGGUGCUUCCAGAGCUUCUGACGCAUUUCGAGCUAGCUCAAGAAGUAGCAAUGGACGAGGUGUUCAGCAAAGACGACUGGCCCACGAAAGCUGCUCAGUUCAUCCUGACGAGUCCCAAGUUUCCUCUUUGCACAUCUCUUGUUCUGUUCGGCAGUUGGUUCAUCCUUACGAGCGAGAGCAACAAGGAUUUAAUAUUGAACACAGUUGCACUCACCUUUGUGAACAACAUCGACAACACCGUGUACGCAAUGUUUGUCAGCCGCAGGCUACAGCGCAAGAUUACCAAUACCGCCCUCGUGAAGGGAACGCGGGUUCGCAUUGAGCCUCCAGCCACCUACUCCACCUACUUUGAAGGAGCAUCGCUGGCAGAACGACCGUCUCACACAGAGUUCAGCUACGUAGGAGCUGGGAAAGGGAGCUACCGGAUACCACAGGCCGCAAAGUAUGGCGCUGGUGGAUCCGUAUGUUCCUGCCUUUGUUUCAUGUUCAGGUAUAUUUGUUUGUCAAGAUCUGCUUUAUUGAUUGCAAUGGCUGUGCUAGUGCCUUGGCUUCUCUUGCGUUGGCACAGUGAUGGCCAGGUGUUUUGA
Symbiodinium pilosum is the source of this 831-nucleotide messenger RNA. NCBI's taxonomy places the organism in Eukaryota, Dinophyceae, Suessiales, Symbiodiniaceae. The record is from the annotation of a GenBank genome assembly.